Molecule: messenger RNA, 5638 nt
Organism: Amphiprion ocellaris (clown anemonefish)
Lineage: Eukaryota; Metazoa; Chordata; Actinopteri; Pomacentridae
Gene: lin7c
Product: lin-7 homolog C (C. elegans)
Exons: 5
Coding region: 194-799 (201 amino acids)
Biological process (GO): maintenance of epithelial cell apical/basal polarity; neurotransmitter secretion; protein localization to basolateral plasma membrane
Cellular component (GO): basolateral plasma membrane; synapse; cell-cell junction
Molecular function (GO): L27 domain binding
Source: RefSeq, a predicted model, not a curated record
UAGCUAGCAUUAGCUGACUGUAGCUCGGGGUUGUUUUUGACUGCAUACUUCGUUAUUUGGUCGGAUAACGUUGUAUUAACGAGUUCUUGCGGAUAGAGCAUCUGUAAUUAGGUAUAUUCUUGGCAUCAAGCUGAAGACACCGUAGAUUUUACGGCUACAUUGGUUUACUUUGCGCAUUAGCUAACAAGGUAAUAUGAAUGACAACAGACAGACAUCAACUAACCUAGCAGAUAUCAACCGUGCUAUUGAACUGCUUGACAAGCUCCAGAGGACGGGAGAAGUUCCUCCCCAGAAGCUGCAGGCGCUGCAGAGGGUCUUACAGAGUGAAUUCUGUAAUGCUGUGAGAGAAGUUUAUGAACAUGUGUAUGAAACCGUGGACAUCAACAGCAGUCCUGAGGUCAGGGCCAAUGCCACAGCCAAGGCUACAGUGGCGGCUUUUGCAGCAAGUGAGGGACACUCGCACCCUCGUGUUGUGGAGCUGCCCAAGACAGAGGAAGGCUUGGGUUUCAAUAUCAUGGGAGGAAAGGAGCAAAACUCACCUAUUUACAUCUCGCGAAUCAUCCCUGGAGGCAUCGCUGACCGACAUGGAGGCCUGAAGAGAGGCGACCAGCUCCUCUCUGUUAAUGGGGUGAGUGUGGAAGGUGAGCACCAUGAGAAAGCUGUGGAACUCCUCAAAGCAGCUCAGGGCACCGUGAAGCUGGUAGUAAGGUACACCCCCAAAGUCCUCGAGGAAAUGGAGUCACGCUUUGAGAAAAUGAGGUCAGCGAAGCGCCGGCAACAGAACAACUAUCCCCAGUAGGAUUUUUCCGUGUUGAUGCCCAGCUCCCAUGUCUCUCCUCCUCCUCCUCCUCUAGCCUUCUGGCCAUCUGUUCUGGUCUCUUUCUCAUCUCCCUGCCCAAAAAAAACAAAAAACUAACAACAACAUGACGAACAAACCUAAGUUUAGUUUUAGUUCCUCCUCACACAUACUGUUUGUUGUGCUUCUACUCUUUUCUGUAGCAUUUUCAAUAUUCACCAUUGUUACUGUACUAGACACUACAACUCUAGACGAACACUAGAAUGAUCAUGAUUGUCAGCGUGUGUCACACCGUGUGCAUUAUUUUUGAAUUGACAAGUUGAAUGCAACUUUGAGUACUUUUGAGACAAACUAUACAACUAACUCCUUUGACUGGAAAGGUAGUGUUUUUAAUUGUUUUAUCACAGCUACUACCAAGUGCCUCAGGGCAAACACUUUUAUCUUAUGUACUGUGUGCACCAUUCUUUUGUUUCUUUUUAACGGUUUCAAGUCAAAUACUGGUAAUUAAAUGCUUGUGGCAGGAAUUACUACAUGCUUUGCAGUCUGUUAGUCUCAAAGAUCAUUUGAUUCGAUAUAAAAACAUGGUGUUGAUAUGUCAAACCCGUUCACUGUCCAAACUUCAGAAGGUGCGGUUUUAUUUUUAUUGCCUCUCUACAGGCAUUGUCCAAAAUAGGGAAGCUUCGGAGGAGUUGAUGACAGGUUUUUUCCCCUCAAAAGAUAAGGUGUAUGUUUGAUAAUAAGUGAAACAACUGAAAGGCCGCUUCCAAACAACAGUGAUGGAUUAUCUUUAAGGUUUUUCUCUGGGUUCACCCUCUAAGAGUUCCAUCACCAUACAGCGCUAUAAAAAGCCCCGUAGCUACUGUACAUGAUGUAAUGAGGUCUCAGCAACUCAUGAACUAAAUUGCUGCCACCACAGACUCAUAUUUUACCUUGUAUCUAAUUAAUAAACCCUCUAAAGCAUAAACCCUGUAGUCAGCAUGACAUGAGAUGAGAGCUGUUCAGUUUCUGAUUAUCUUGUCGUGACAUAAAUCAAGAAUGUACUAUAUUUCACAUCUUUCUUUGCCAGCUACAGAGAAGUCAGUUACCUAACAUUUGUCUUUGAUCUCUGCUAAAAAAAAACUGCUUGCUAGUAUUGUUUGUGUCAUUGAAUGACAGUCAGAAUGAAACAAAAUUAGACCUUCAUAAUAUCAGGCAGUUUUAAUAUUGUCAGACAAGUCACACUAAUGCCUAAUGUGAACUUCUAAUAACUAGCUUCACUCUCCUAAUGAAUGAAAUGGAUAUUGAUCUUACACAUGCUGCAUAUGACUUUUAAACAUUCACCGUGACUUUGCACAGUGUUUAGUGUAUUGUGCUGUAAAUCUGUUGCAUUGGCAUAUCAUUCAUUUGUAUUUUUCCACCUGUUUUGAACAUUUUGUAACUCACACAACAGAAGUGUGUCUUAAAUGAAACAUUCACUUGAUUUGAUUUCUUUUUAUCCUACCAUCUUUUAAGGACUCGGGUUAAAAACAAAAGCAAACACAGGUGCUGGGAUAAGAUUUACUCAAACUGUACUGAAAUUUCAAUAACCAUAUGCUUUUGUGAUGCUUGUACCACAUUCAAAAACAUCAAUAAUUUAGAGCAAUAAUUUAAAACUUUGUUCAUGUAAUUGCAUUUUACAUUUUUCGCCGUUUACCAACGAGUCUUUGUGCCAUUAAAGUCAACAUUUUUUGGCACACAUGUACUCGUAUUUAAUAUACAAACUGCACAUCAAGUUAAAAUAAGAUGGAUAACACAAACAUUUUAUUACUGAAUACUGCCAAACAAUCAAGUGUGUUCUGAUAUGCAUUUUUAAGCAGGCUAAUAUCAAAACAGUCUCAAUAAUCUGCUACAUGCCGUAUACACAGACUCACAUUUGCAUAUAAAACACUUUCAUGUUUUAUAGAUCCAAAGUGUUUGCAUGUUUAGCUAUCGUACAGACAUUUGAGAAAACUCCUUAUGUUAUGCAUAAUUAAACUUAAAGAAAAAACUUUUCCUAACUGAGAAACACGAAUCUUACCCUUAGGCCUACAUACAACAUGUCAAUCAAACAAGUCUGGAAGUUGUGGUUGUCUUUAAAAUCACAACAUACGUGAGUAUUUAGAGACUUUUCUUGCUUGUGUUGUUGAUUUCAUGACAUUAGAACCCCCUCAUCAUCCAGCUGGUCAGUGUGUGGAGCAGCAAAGUAUCUCCAGAACAUGUUUCAUUUCAGAUAUUAUUUCACAAACGUUUAUUGUUUUCAUUGUUGAUGUAAUGUUCUGUGUAUAGUAUAAUGUAAACUAGGCUUUAGCUGACUAAGCCAUACUAUUGUCCAGUCUCAGGAUCAACACAUAAUUGAGACAAUAAGGUUCUAACAGUGAAGACAGUUGUGAUUUAUCUAAUUGAUGUAGAAACUAGAUGGUGGAUGAAGUGACAGAAACACAUGGCAGCCUCUGACAGCAGGAACACUUUGCCUUCAGUGUAGCUUCAGUCUCUUUUUAAGCGACGUCAUACGUGUCCUCAAGUGUUUGUCCUCUGAUGUUGAACCACUCUGAACCAGUGAAUUCCUUUUCAAACAAGUGGUAGUUGUAUGUUUUGUCAAAAUAAGUGACUAUCCAGUUGAGUGUGUCGCUUUUAUUUUGCAUAUUCUGCCAUGACAGUCACAAAAUAAUGCCUACUGAAAUAGCUGUACUGUUUUUGUGGCCAAGAAAUCUGAAAUUAGGUCGCUGAGUUUGUAUUUGCCUGCGUAGCUGCUUCCGUGACGUAGUUGCUCCACUGCUGUUAUCUUUGUUGUUUUUAUUUGGUGUUUGUGUGAUUUUAUCCACCAUCUCUUAACAUGCACCGAGGUUGACUGCUUCUGGCAUCAGUUUACUGUAAAUAGCUCAUUCAAAAGUAUCUAAAUACGUUGGUAAUUUAUUGGAUGAAAAAAUCUAAAAUGCUCUUGUAUGCUUUCAGUGAUUUAUCUUUUAAGGUGAAAUACACUUUGUUUAGACCAUUUGUCCUUAAAAACGAUUACCAGACAUCAUAAAAUGCACUGAAAUGCAUCACCAAGUGCUAGAAAAUAGACAUUAUCAGUGCUAAGUUCAAAAAGGUAUCAAUCGACAAUGAUGCAAUAAUAUCCACUUAAUAACUGGAACUAAGAUUGCGAAUUUCUAAAGUAAAAUCUGGAGCUUUUGUUUGUUUCAGUAUCUGCUUACGUCCAUUUUUAAUGUCAACUCAGAGUCUGCUGUUGCUGUGAAUGUUUAUGUGCAGGAUUAUCUUCCCUCCAGUCAGUGGAAGGUGACUUUUAUUGAAUUGUAUGUUACUUAAAUAACGCUUUAACUAUUGCAAUGAAAAAGGAUUAUACACGAUAAGCGCAAAGCCCAGUUGUAUUCAGUGGGUGUGCUCGCCGUAAUACAUUACUCCUCGUGAGAUAUGCUGAAUUUUGGGACAAAGUAUAAAAUACAACACACACACACACGUUACUGCAAAAGCUGAAUGCAAAUCAGUUAACUAUGCAAAGUCAUUUAAAACCUUGGGAAUAAUCUGUAUUGGUGCAAAAAUAGCUGUCAUUUUACUACAGAAUGUAAUUAAAAAUUAUAGUGUUGCGGCUGUAUGGACAAAUACUUAAUGUCUAUGACAUUUUUAACAUCGAACACAUUGGAGUUGCAUAUUGUUAUAAGACAAAGUUCCGGUAACACUGUCAUACCAAUCAGCAUCAAGAAAUUGCAGUGAAAAUCUACAUGUAAUAUUAACCUUGCUAUCGAAUUAAUGAUUGUCUGGAUGCUUGUAGAAGAGCAGGUGGCAAUGCUUUGUUUUAAGUCUCCAUAUUCAGCAUUUAUAAGCACUAUAUAACAGACUGUAAUGCAGUUGUAAGCAGAAAUAAGUGUUUCGCAAUGUCAGCACCUCCUUUUGAAAUGUGUACUUUACACAAGUUAAAGCUUAAAAUGCCCUUAUGACUCCUUACAACUACAUUAUAGCGUGUUGUUAAAUAUUUAUAUACUGCGUUAUGCUUUGAAAUUCUAAAUUGAAGGAUUUAAAGCAGUGCAUUGCUGAAUAGGCUCAUAUGGAGAUGUGGUUAGUAAUAGACCAAUCCAUAGGCUGCGCAGAGGAAGCUUUUGUUUUGAGGCAGAGAAUUUAGCAGAGAGUGUCGGGGUGUACAUAAAAGUCUUAAUAUAAUGUAUAGUUUGUGUUUUAUCCAACCUUAGCUGGCUAGAUUCACUUCUCCCACUUGCAUACAUGUGUAGUAAAUCAGGAAAAAAAUGUAAUGAGACUUGGUAUUGAUAUUGCACAGUCACACUCUCCACUGAAUGUCACUGACCAUUUUCUAAUUUAGUUGCAAACUUUUUGUGAGGUACCCUUCAACUUUCUAUCCGUUUUCCUUGUCUAUAUAUUGGAAUGGUCAAUAGAGUAUUUUUUAUAAUGGUUUUCUUUUGAUAUUUUUCUCAAUUUUUAUAAGUGAUUUUCCUAAAAACAAAUACCAGGAAUGAUUGGUACUUCCAUUUUGACUGUGUACCAGGGCCAUGUCAGCACAGCCUCUCUGAAAAGCGGUGCUGAUAUAGGAUGGAUUCGCCGUCCUGGCUCCUGUCAGCGCUUCUUUUCUGAGGGCUGGGCUGAUUUUUCUUUCCUUUCUAGGACCAAGACCAAACUUGCAACACUUGUGAAAAUUUUGAUAAUGUUUUAAAAUGUUUUAGCCAGUGCUUAUUUAAGAUUAAUGCCUGUAGACUGUGUUGUGUUAUUUUGUGUUCUCUGGUUUCUUAUCUAAUUUUACUGUUACAUUGAUGUGGAAUGUAAAAUGUUGUGACGUAGAACAUAAUAAUAGUUGGACUGGAAGCUUAAUAAACCGUGCUUACAUUUAUGAAUUUUAAA